Molecule: messenger RNA, 730 nt
Organism: Pelodiscus sinensis (Chinese soft-shelled turtle)
Lineage: Eukaryota; Metazoa; Chordata; Testudines; Trionychidae
Product: peptide YY
Biological process (GO): feeding behavior; neuropeptide signaling pathway
Cellular component (GO): extracellular region
Molecular function (GO): neuropeptide Y receptor binding; neuropeptide hormone activity
Source: RefSeq, a predicted model, not a curated record
AGCAGCCAGCAGAGCAGCCAGAGGGACUGGAAGCUCCAGCAUCUUCCUCGCAUCCAGCCGGCUCCUGCACCCGACGCCUCCCCACGAUGGUCGCCUCUGUGAAGCUCUGGCCCGUGCUGGUUGCCACGACCCUGUGCGUGCUGUUCUGCUUGGGGGUGCUGGUGGAGGCCUACCCCCCCAAGCCAGAGAACCCCGGAGACGAUGCCUCCCCAGAAGAAAUGGCCAAGUACUUCUCUGCCCUCCGACAUUACAUCAACUUGGUGACAAGGCAGCGGUACGGGAAGCGAUCCAGCCCAGAGGCCUUGAUGUCCGAGCUGCUCUUGGGGGACAGCAGUGACAAUGGCAGAUCACGGUACGAGGACUCCUACACCUGGUGACGCGCUCCCCCUGCCCCACCCCCACGCCCUCGUUCACUGGUCCCGUCUUUUGGUGUCAUUUGCGGUUUUCAUUGUGCCCUGAGGAGCUGGGAAUCUUUCUGCCAAGAGGCUCUUCCCUCCCCCCAUUCCCAGCCCCUCCCCCUCCAGAGACAGCAUGGGGCUGAGGGUUCCCCGUGGCGGGGUCACAGCCACAGGUGUGCCCCUUUGCGGGCUGCCGUUCUCAUGAUGUGUGUGAAGUGGCCAAACCCCAGCCCCUCGCUGCCCCCGAGCCGGGCGGCUUUAUUUUGUACGUCGUUUCUACGCAUCUGUUCCCAGCGGAGUCUCUGGUCUCUGCCUCCACAAUAAAGAGCAAG